Cicer arietinum (chickpea) is the source of this 2709-nucleotide messenger RNA. The record is from RefSeq and is a predicted model, not a curated record. Lineage: Eukaryota; Viridiplantae; Streptophyta; Magnoliopsida; Fabales; Fabaceae.
UGAAACAAUAUUUAUCUUUGGGAUACAAUUUUGUUAUCAUUUCGCAUAGAUAAACGGACAUUCAGUAUUUGAAUUUGAUUUCUUCCAUUCCAUUGAACUGCCCUAACAUGACUUCACUUCUUUCCUCUUCACUCUCUAAUACUAAUCCUCUUUUUCUUUCAUUUUCAAUCUCCUCUUCUUUAUCUUGUAACCGCAAUUUCAAAUUCAAAACUUUUUCCCACCUCAACCAAGAAUCACAUUCUCAUCACCCACCUACAAAUUCUUCAUCUUUAUCCAAAACCAAAAUUUGGGUCAAUCCCUAUACCCCAAAACCUAAACUUCAUCGAAACAAACCCUCUAAUUCUAACAACAGUUUUCUCCUUAAACUCGCCGAGUCUUUGGACUUGUGUGAUCCCACUCAGCAACAAGUCUAUGCAAUUCUUAACGGUUUUGGAAAUGACGGCGUUUCUGAACGAGAUGCUGUUUUCAUUCUUAAUAAGAUGACAAAUCCCAAAACUGCACCCAUUGUUCUUAAUUACCUUAGGGAUAAAGUUCAACAUGUUAGAGAAAAUGGAAUGGUUCUUUACAAUGUAACACUCAAAGUGUGUAGGAAAUGUAAGGAUUUUGAAGGAGCACAGAAGGUGUUUGAUGAAAUGCUUCAAAGAGGGAUAAAACCGAAUAACAUUACAUUUACUACUAUGAUUAACUGUGCUAGGAUGGCUGCUUUACCUGAUAAGGCUGUGGAGUGGUUUGAGAAGAUGCCGGGUUUUGGGUGUGAACCCGAUGCUAUCACUUGCUCGGCUAUGGUGUGUGCUUUUGCGCGUACUAAUCAUGUUGAUAUGGCUCAGCGGUUAUACGAUCGUGCAAAAAUGGAGAAAUGGCCUAUUGAUGUAGUAACAUUUUCAGCAUUGAUUAAGAUGUAUGACUUGUCUGGAAACUAUGAUGGAUGCCUGAAUAUCCACUUAGAAAUGAAGGGUCUUGGUGUGAAGCCUAAUGUGGAAACGUAUAACACUUUGUUGGUUGCCAUGUUGAGAGCCAAGAGGCACUGGCAAGCAAAGACUAUAUAUCAAGAGAUGAAAAGUAAUGGAGUUUCGCCGGAUUUUACAACUUAUUCGACUCUUCUGAGAAUCUUUACUAGAGCACAAUUUGGUCAGGAUGCUCUUGGUGUUUAUAAGGAAAUGAAGGAGAAAGGAAUGAAUGUGAGUAUUGAUCUCUACAAUGUGCUUUUAGCUAUGUGUGCUGAUGUUGGCUGCCAUGAAGAAGCUCUGGAGAUUUAUGAAGACAUGAAAAGUUUGGGGACUUGCCGGCCCGACAGUUGGACAUUUUCAGUCUUGAUUAAUGUGUAUUCAGGCAGUGGGAAAGUUUCCGAGGCGGAAGGGAUGCUGGAUGAAAUGAUCAAAUCUGGAUUCGAGCCUACUAUUUUUGUCAUGGUGUCGCUUGUCCAGUGCUAUGGAAAAGCCAAGCGAAUUGAUGAUGUCGUGAAGGUAUUCAAUCAUUUCUUGAAUCUGGGCAUUGUUCCAGAUGAUCGCUUCUGCGGUUGUCUGCUGAAUGUUAUGACACAAACACCAAAGGAAGAGCUUGGUAAGCUAGUAGAUUGUGUUGAGAAGGUUAAUACAAAGCUUGGGUCUGUUGUAAGAUAUUUGGUCGAAGUGGAAGAGCAGGAGGGUGAUGGAGAUUUCAGAAAGGAAGCAUCAAAACUUUUGAGUUCAAUUAUUGCUGAAGCAAAGAGGCCCAUAUGUAAUUGUCUGAUUGAUCUUUGUGUCAAUCUGAAUCUACCUGAUAGAGCACAUGACCUUCUUGGCAUAGGCUUGACACACGAAAUUUAUAGGAAUAUACAAUCGAGAUCGCAAACAAAGUGGUCUUUGCACUUAAAGAACCUCUCGGUCGGAGCUGCUACGACUGCUUUACAUGUUUGGAUAAAAGACUUGUCUAACUCUUUGGAAUCAGGGGAGGAGUUUCCACCGCUACUUGGAAUUAACACCGGGCGAGGAAAACACAAGCAUUCAUGCAAGGGUUUAGCUAGUGUAUUUAAAUCACAUUUGAAGGAACUCAAUGCUCCGUUCCGUGAAGAUCCAAAUAAGGAUGGCUGGUUUUUGGUUACAAAGGAAGCAGCCAAAUCAUGGCUGGAGUCUAGGGGUUCAACCAAAUCUAUUGCUCCUUUAGACUCUCUGGUUUUAAAUGCUCCAUCAAUGGCCCUUCCCUAUUGAAAAUAUUUAAGGGACUGAUGUGCUGUGUUACUUUCAUGCAUUUUCAUACUCCAAAUUGUGUAAAGAGUGUUCUUACACAGGACUGUCGAGUUCUGAUUCUGAAUCUGAAAUUUUGCUUCAUCAGAUGAAGGACCGUGAGAAGAUCAAUAAUAAGUGAGGUAUUCACAUGUGGGCUGCAAUUCAUAUUACAAUGCUCUGCCUGGUGUGAAUGUGAAUAGAGGGUGCCUUCUUGAAGGCCUUAUGUUGUGAAUGAAAUGUAUCAGAAAAUUGCAACUUCCUUUCAUAACCUUCAGCGUCUGACCUUAGAUUUAUUUGAUGUGCAGAAUCGAAUGCAUUUGGUAGUUUUUGUAAGACUUCAGGGUUGAAGGAACACCAGGUAUUGUAUCAAAAUGUUUUCCAAAAUUAUGGACACAAUAUGAAUUUUAUCCUAUUCUUUCAUUUUUCUUCCCUGUAUUUGAAGUUCUUUUCAUCCUGAAAGUUCAAUAAAAUCAAAUUGUCAUUGCCAUGCUUCACGUGGUAUCUA